This is a messenger RNA of Acanthochromis polyacanthus (spiny chromis), 2532 nucleotides long. RefSeq names its product leucine rich repeat containing 71 (gene lrrc71). Gene Ontology annotation, molecular function: protein binding. Lineage: Eukaryota; Metazoa; Chordata; Actinopteri; Pomacentridae. The record is from RefSeq and is a predicted model, not a curated record. The transcript has 17 exons. The coding region runs from base 615 to 2081 and encodes 488 amino acids.
UAUGAUAAAUUAUUAUAUUAGAAUAUAAGCAUAUAUGUAUAAAAAUAUAUAGCUAUUUUAUUAUCUUACAGAUGAUAUAUUUAUAUUUCUCAAUUAUUAACUAUGAUUAGGCUGUGGAUAGAUUUAUUUUUUGUCAACCGAUGCGCUAUGAUUAUUUUUUCCUAUUUAUUUUAAAUAUUUUAUUAUGAAACUUAAUGGGUGGACAUGCCUGACAAACUCCUGCAUUUUUUCUCCUGGACUAUUUAAAGUCUGAGCCGUCCAAAUUACUAUUAAAUACAAAUUAUGAAAAGGCACUCUUUUAUGAUCAUAGCUGUAAAUAAUAACUGAUAAGCAGAGAAAGGCAGUGGGAUGAUCUUUCCUUGUCUGCCUGUCAUUUUAUAUUAACUUUACUCUUUAUUAACCUGAGAAAAAAAUGUGAAAAUAGUGCUAUUAUUAAGUUAAAAUCUAAAUACUGCUGGAUCGGCUGAACCGUCCAGUGUUUCCAGAUCUCUUUUUCUCAGCAAAUCUUAUUAAUGUCAGUUUUCACACAUACUGAUAAGAAUGCAAAAUCUCGCGAUAACUCACAGACUGAGCUGUGACUUAGUUACCAUAGUGACGUGGCUGACGCCCGGCCGAUGUUAACCUCGUUCAACUUCUGUCUUGUGUUUAAUUAUUCAGCUCCCUCACUACAUUUCGACUUCAGGACGCAGAAAAUGUCCCCAAAGAGACACUCAAAAGAGAAAACAAACGCAGAGGAUGAAGCCUCGAAAACGGGUCAGACUCCAAAUGAAACAUUGCCCGUGCAGACCUUCGAUGAAUAUCAGUGCUCAGGAAAUGUGGAGGCUGACUUCCCCAGGCUUUGUGCUCUUCUGGAUGUGAAGGAUAUCCCAACUGUCUACACCAAACGCCUAACAGCCUCAGGGCAGAAUACAGAAGACAACCAGUCACUAACACGUGCUGCACCUUUCUGGUCAAAGCCAUGUCUUAAAGUGGAAGUGGAUAACAGAGACCGCCUCGGUGCCAAGAGCAUGAAGAUUUCUGGGUGGAAGGUGACCGAGCAGAUUUUCCGAGUGCUGCAGAAGAUGCUUCCCUCCGUGAUCCAGCUACAGAGCCUUCGGUUUUGGCAGGCCGGACUGACAGAUCAAAUGCUAAUCUCCCUCGUGAACACAAUAUCUCUGUGCACCAGCCUCAAGGCUGUGACACUGGAGGGCAACGUUCUCCCGGAGCAGAGCUACCACCUUCUCCUCUCUGAAGACAGCCUCCUCACCCACUUGUCGCUGAGAAAUAAUCGGAUAGGAGAUGAAGGCGCUCGUCUGAUUGGCUCGGCUCUCUCGACAAGCCGGUCUGCUAACAAGAACCUCCUGUCACUCAACCUGGCCUUCAAUUCUAUUGGUGAUGCAGGAGCCGCACAUAUCGCACAGGGCCUGCGGUUGAAUCGUGCGUUGCUGUUUCUCUCGCUGUCCAACAAUCGGAUUGGCGACUCAGGAGCUGCUCAUCUGGCCACGGUACUCAGGGAGUUCGCUUUGACUCACGAAGAAGUGGUGGAGAGGAGGAAGCUGCUGCUGCAAAGAACUCAGUCUACUUUUAAUCGGUCUGAUUCUGACCAAUCGUCCACUGAGCAGCUCGCCUCAGUACGCUGCAGCACUUCAAUGAGCAAAGGGGAGAGCAAAGGCAAAAAAAAGGAAGCCUCGAAAAAGGAGAAAAAAUCAGCAGGCAACAAAGAAAACCACAAAUCUAGCAAGAAAUCCUCAGAUGCAAAGACGCAUCAAGGUAAAGGAGGGAAGCAGAGAGAGAAACACCUCUCUGCAAACGAGGAUAAAGCAGGUUUUUCCCAGAGUGAGGCUGAGUCGAUGGAGGCGGUGAACCCUCUGCUGGACAAGUCGGUGCAUCACAGCGACGGACAGCUCUUCCUGCCUGGAAACACCACUCUCUCCUCCCUCAACCUGGCAGGAAACAGAAUUACAGAGAAGUCGCUGCCUUUGUUUGUGGCUUCGCUGGAGGCGCAGGGUGAAGGAGGAGGCCUGCUGCGUCUCUGUCUGCAGAGAAACCUCUUCCCACCAGAGUGUGAGUGUUACAUGAAGAUAAAGGAGCUGAUGCACUGACAGCUCGGAGCCGACAGAAGAGGAGGGACGGGAGGCUUCACGCUGAGCCUUCUUUUGUUAUACUGCAAUAUUUUUUUUCCCUUCGGUUGUUUUUGUUUCGUAACACGUCAGAUGAAGACGCUGGGGAACGAACAACAUCAUUCUCGUGGUGCAUAAACAGUGUGGCACAUUAAAGUCCACAUGCUUCGCCCGGGGCAGCCAAUUAGAACCGAGCCUACAGAUCCAUUUUACUACUUUAUAUCACUCAAGGUUGGAAUUUAAACCAAGGACAAACACUCAGAACAGCCGAAUGCAAAAUACUAAAUACAAAGGAGCCGUUGCUACAGCAUCCCACAGUUACCAACCAUGAAACACUCACUGAUUUAUUGAGUAAAUUCAUCAGUUUUUGACAUUUGGCUGUUUUUUCUAACCCUUAAUGAAUAAACAAGCCUAAGAGCCUGCUAAAUAAUGA